GAACAAAGGGCGGGGCUUAGACGUCGGCUCCGGUUAGCUUAUAAAAUCCGCGUCUCGCCGCCCCCCACCAGCAUUGAAGACGGACGACGUGAGAGCAAGAACUUCAGCAGCGACGUGAGAACAAACCAGAACGUUUGUAAGAAAUGGCUCGUACCAAGCAGACCGCUCGUAAAUCCACCGGAGGAAAAGCUCCCAGAAAGCAGCUGGCGACCAAAGCAGCCAGGAAGAGUGCGCCCUCUACCGGCGGUGUCAAGAAACCGCACAGAUACAGGCCCGGUACCGUUGCUCUGCGUGAGAUCCGUCGGUACCAGAAGUCCACUGAGCUUCUCAUCAGGAAGCUGCCGUUCCAACGCCUCGUCAGGGAAAUCGCUCAGGACUUCAAGACCGACCUGCGUUUCCAGAGCGCCGCUAUCGGAGCACUGCAGGAGGCCAGCGAGGCUUACCUGGUUGGCCUGUUUGAGGACACCAACCUGUGCGCCAUCCACGCCAAGAGAGUCACCAUCAUGCCCAAAGACAUCCAGCUGGCCCGACGAAUCAGAGGCGAGCGCGCGUAGAGGAGCCGGUCAAACCUUUUUACUGGGCGGGGGGGCGACGUUUUGUAAAUUUAAAUUUAACAGCAUGUGUGGUUUUUAUUUGUAGUUUUUGUACUCCACCGACGUCUGUUCAACACUCAAUGUUUGCUAACGUGUUAGUCUGAACCUUUGCUAUCCUGUCUGCAUGCGAUGGGAUUUUCUUGUGCUGUAAAUAAACUUUCUGCUACCUCA
Molecule: messenger RNA, 764 nt
Organism: Xiphophorus maculatus (southern platyfish)
Lineage: Eukaryota; Metazoa; Chordata; Actinopteri; Cyprinodontiformes; Poeciliidae
Gene: h3f3d
Product: histone H3.3
Exons: 4
Coding region: 144-554 (136 amino acids)
Cellular component (GO): nucleosome
Molecular function (GO): DNA binding; protein heterodimerization activity; structural constituent of chromatin
Source: RefSeq, a predicted model, not a curated record